Rhinocladiella mackenziei CBS 650.93 is the source of this 789-nucleotide messenger RNA. Its product is annotated as ribonucleoside-diphosphate reductase small chain. The transcript is spliced from 4 exons. Gene Ontology annotation, molecular function: oxidoreductase activity. The coding region runs from base 1 to 789 and encodes 262 amino acids. The record is from RefSeq and is a predicted model, not a curated record. Gene Ontology annotation, biological process: deoxyribonucleotide biosynthetic process. Lineage: Eukaryota; Fungi; Ascomycota; Eurotiomycetes; Chaetothyriales; Herpotrichiellaceae.
AUGGCUACCCAAGUCACACCUUCGAAACAGGCGGCCUCAAGCCUUGAGAACCUCAAGAUGAAGGAUAGUCCUGUCAAGAAACUUGACUUCAACACCGAAGACAAGGAGAACAUGCCUGUCGCUCCUGAUUCCACCGUCAAACCGCAGCCAGAGACGGAGCAGAAGCCCCCCACCAAAGUCGAAGAGCCUGCUGAACCACCAAAGGUCGCGAAGACCCUCAAAGAGUUGGAAGCUGAGGAGCCUAUCCUUCAAGAGAACCCUCAUCGAUUUGUCCUGUUCCCCAUCAAGUAUCACGAGAUUUGGAAUACGUACAAACGCGCCGAGGCAUCCUUCUGGACAGCUGAAGAAGUGGACCUGUCCAAGGACCUUCACGACUGGCACAAUCGUCUCAAUGAUGACGAACGAUACUUCAUUUCCCACGUCCUUGCAUUUUUCGCUGCUUCCGACGGCAUUGUCAACGAAAACCUUCUCGAACGGUUCUCUGCUGAAGUCCAAAUCCCAGAGGCCCGUUGUUUCUAUGGAUUCCAGGUCAUGAUCGAAAACAUUCACUCAGAGAUGUACAGCUUGCUCAUCGACACCUACAUCAAAGAUCCCAAACAAAAGUCCUAUCUCUUUGACGCCAUUGAUACUAUCCCCUGCAUCCGCAAGAAGGCUGACUGGGCCUUGAAGUGGAUCUCAGACAAGGAGUCUAGCUUCGCCCAACGCCUCGUCGCAUUCUCUGCCGUCGAAGGCAUUUUCUUCUCCGGCUCAUUCGCCUCCAUCUUCUGGCUGAAGAGCAAAGGCAUGUAA